GUGUCACGCCCACGCCACUCCCCUCCCAAUCAUUUCCCCACUCCCACCCGCGUACGGUUGCCACCUCACCACCUUGAACCCUCGCCCAACCAAACCCCUCCCCCGCCGCCGCCGGCGACGACUACGGCGGAAGCCGGCGCGGCCUCCCCUAUGGGCGUGUCCUAACUGGAACUAUGAUCCUUGAAUAUACAGUUACAGGUACAGGUGUGUGAUGCGGUUCACCUAAGCCAAAGGAUAACCAUUUUGUGUGUUAAUUCAAAGUACACAUCUGAAGCAAAAUGCUACUGGUUCUUCGCUUCAAUCUGCUGAGGAACAACAUAUGGGGCAGCCGUUCAGUUAGGUUUCUUAAGCAACAUGCUGGGUUUUCAUCUGGGAAAUUGCUUCAACCUGGAACCUAUGAGAAGCGUCAUUUCACAACGAAACUUACAGACACAGCUAGUUGGCACAAAACUGACUCAGGUUCAUGUAGUCCUGCAAUUCCGCCACUGUGGCUUCAACAAACUUUUGACCGUGACAAUCCUGGAACUGUUCUCGUCUUCGAUAUUGAGACUACUGGUUUUCUCCAUGCGGAUCAUAGAAUCAUUGAGUUUGCACUCCGUGACCUUUCCGGAGGAAAGAAUUGCACAUUUGAGACUCUCAUUAAUCCUGAACGGAAUGUUCCCAUAUAUGCUGCAAAAGCCAAUAAGAUUACCACUGAAUUGGUCUGCAGGCCUGAUGUCCCAAGGUUCAGUGAUGUACUUCCACUACUACUAGCAUAUGUUCAAAGACGCCAAGCUCCUGGCAAGCCAGUCCUUUGGGUUGCCCAUAACGCAAAACAGUUUGAUAUCCCUUUCCUUAUGCAAGAGUUCGAACGAUGUUCAGCCCAGGUCCCUGCAGAUUGGCUGUUUGUUGACAGUCUUUGUUUAGCAAGGAAAUUGAAGAAAUUGGAUGGAAAUAUAGGUCAUGUAAACUUGGAGGCACUGGGUAAACACUAUGGCAUCAUUUUCAAAGGCCCUUCUCAUAGAGCAAUGCCAGAUGUGCAAGCAUUAUCCGAAAUUUUCCAAAAAAUCACUUUGGGCUUAAAAUUGACACGCGACGGUCUCAUGAGUGAGGCCAGCAUCUUUUACGAUUUCAGGAAGGUUUCUCGAAUAUGAAUUUUCGAUCUCAUCAUUCUGUCUUAGUAAUAAACUAUUUGACAUUUUCCUAUAGGAUAACAAUAUCAUUUACAUUCCGAGUGUUGUUGCUGUGGUUUAGCGUAUCAAAUUCUCAAUGAUCAUAGCUUUCUUGUAUUGAAAGAUAUAUGCUGUGAAUGAGACCAUCAAUAUAUUCCCUGCAAUAAGCAUAAUAGCACAAUUAGUUGAACCA
Setaria italica (foxtail millet) is the source of this 1344-nucleotide messenger RNA. RefSeq names its product exonuclease DPD1, chloroplastic/mitochondrial. Gene Ontology annotation, cellular component: cytoplasm. Bases 279 to 1133 code for a protein of 284 amino acids. The record is from RefSeq and is a predicted model, not a curated record. NCBI's taxonomy places the organism in Eukaryota, Viridiplantae, Streptophyta, Magnoliopsida, Poales, Poaceae. Gene Ontology annotation, molecular function: nucleic acid binding; 3'-5'-DNA exonuclease activity. The transcript has 4 exons. Gene Ontology annotation, biological process: DNA catabolic process.